Molecule: messenger RNA, 8493 nt
Organism: Equus caballus (horse)
Lineage: Eukaryota; Metazoa; Chordata; Mammalia; Perissodactyla; Equidae
Gene: TMEM170B
Product: transmembrane protein 170B
Biological process (GO): negative regulation of canonical Wnt signaling pathway
Cellular component (GO): plasma membrane
Source: RefSeq, a predicted model, not a curated record
UCCUCGAGUGUCGGCGGCCGGAGGGUGGGCAGCCUGGCGGCAGGUGCCGCCGCGGCCGCCGCCGCAGUCUCCUCCGGGUCCCGGGUCUUCUCGUCCGCUCGUGGUGAUGCGCUGGGCCCCGUCGGGGGCUGCACCUGCCGGCUGCCCAUCACCCGGGGCCUCCUGGCGUGACCUCGGCCUCCUCGCGUGCCCGGCCCCCGCGGCGCCGUGCUGCCCCUGAGAGGGAGCGGCAGCGGCCUCCUCCGCCCCGAGUCCUCGCUCGGGGGCCGCGCGGACAGAGCGCCUGGCCCCCUCCCCUCCCCCGUCCGCCGUCCUCAAUGUCUCCCCGGCGGGGAGGGGGCUGCCUGGGAGACGCGCUGAGCGGCCCCCCCCGGAGGCCCAUCGGCGGCAGCAGCAGCGCCCAGCCCGGCGCCCCGCAGCCUUCCCCGGCGGCGGCGGCGGCCUGGAGAAGCCGCGCACCCGCCGCCGCCCCCGGAGCCUCGCAGCCGCCGCCCGGCGCCCGAGGAGAGGGCGGCGGGCGCCCCCCGGGGAAGAUGAAGGCGGAGGGGGGCGACCACUCCAUGAUCAACCUGUCGGUGCAGCAGGUCCUGAGCCUCUGGGCCCACGGGACGGUGCUGAGGAACCUCACGGAGAUGUGGUACUGGAUCUUUCUGUGGGCUCUCUUCUCCUCGCUGUUUGUCCAUGGUGCUGCUGGAGUGCUGAUGUUUGUCAUGCUGCAGAGGCACCGGCAGGGCAGAGUGAUCUCUGUCGUCGCAGUCAGCAUCGGAUUUCUGGCUUCUGUAACUGGAGCGAUGAUUACUAGCGCGGCGGUGGCGGGGAUUUACCGAGUGGCGGGGAAGAACAUGGCCCCCCUGGAAGCGCUGGUCUGGGGCGUCGGACAGACUGUACUGACGUUAAUCAUCUCCUUCUCAAGGAUCCUCGCCACACUCUGAGGUUUCUGUGGGAACGGCUUACUUCACAGAAGGAAACGGAUGUACAGAAUCUCUGAAAAUGGCAUCGUUAACACGUGGGAUUGAGGUUGUGCAGGAACGUGGAAGGAGCAGGUCAGAACAUGAGGCCUUGCGCCGUGUGGGGAGACCGCCCUCUGGUGUCGAGAGCUCGCACUACCGCCCUGCACCUUACGUGCCUCGUCCGGCCAGGCGCGCCGCACGGUGGGAAGCUGCGGGAACAGCACCUUGCUCGCUGCCGAUCAGGUUAACGUUGGUGUUGAAUCUUCGUUCUCAACAGUGUUGUAUUAAGUUGCAGGGAUGUUUUGAGGAAAUGAUAUAUGUGCCAAACUUUUCUUUUUUUAACAUUGGUCAUGUGACAAUUUGCCAGUGUAGACGUAGAUGAGUGCUGUGAACGUUUGACAGGAAUUCAGGUAACCUAGUGAGAUGUUUGUUUCGUGAUGCUAAAUCCUGUCUGAGUGCUGAAGACAUUUAAUAUGAGAUAAAUUAUUUGAUUUUUGAUGUUGAAUGUUUCUGGGAUUUAGGGCUUUCGUAUGUUUAGGCAUUAUUCUCAUUUAAUUUAUAUGGAAAAUAAUACUUAAUGGAAAACUAAAGUCUUUUUAAGGACUCAAAGUAGAUCUAUAGGGUGCAUCCUUUUCACUCACUUAAAUAACACUCUUAAUAGUUUCCCUUAUACAUCAAUGUUCUGUUGAUAAGAAUUCAAAAACUUUGAGUCACGCACAUCGAUUGUAGUUUGUGUCAUAAAAAUGUAAUUUGAAAAUUUUGUUGUAAAUUUUUUAAGAAAAGAAGUCUGAAAUGCAUGUUGCAUUCCUUGACCCUUCUAAAGAAAGUUUUGACCAUGUAUUUCAUGGAGAAAACAUCUUUAUAACUAGUAUCUCAGUGGGAUUAUAUUACUUGUUACAUAUGUCUUGAUUUUUGACAAAAUGUAAACAGUCUUUCAUUCUGGAGUAUUAACUAUAUUUAAAGAGUGGCCUAAAUUAGGCUGUGGAAAGAAAAAGCCUCAUUUGUAGAUAAGUGACAAGUAAGUUAUAUAGGAAGAGUAAUAAACUGUCUCACUUUGGAUAUGUGGUAAUAUAAUUUCGCUGAGUAAAAAUGGAGGAAUUUAAUAAAUAAUUUUAAAAUUUGGAAUUCACCUCAGCAUAUCAAGACAGUACUGAACAUAUAUUUGGGUGAUUCAUUUCAGUUGCCCAGUCCUUGAUUUAUGUUCUCAUUUAAGUUUACUAGAAUCUGUGAUGACAUUUGUUAGAAGUGAAAAAUUACUUAGUAUAAAACAUUUGGAGAGGUUUUGGUGAUAUAUAAUUGUUUUUAACAGUAUAGGAAGUGAGGGAAACAGAACUGGUGGAAUUUGUCCUCUGAGAUUUUUCUAAUACCAGGUACAAUUAUAAGUGGGCUAACUCAACGGAAGAGCCCCUGUAGAGAAUAGGAAGUUAAGGACAAUUCCAAAAAUAAUCUGCACAGUCUAGCCUCGCUGUUUUAUAACCUGACAUGGUAAAAAGCAGAUUUUAUUAGGUUCCAUUUAAAUUUAAGUCCUUUGCUACCCACGCCACUUUUUCUCCACCAAAAAGCAGAAUAUAUCAACAACUUCACAGUGAGGAGCUAGGGCGAUCCUUUUCCCAGUGGGGAAGCCAGUUUUGGGGGGUUUGCUAAUGCUGUGGCUUGGAAAUUUGUUUUAAAAAACCCAAUAAGCAACUCUGCAUUCUUAGAGAUCUCUGAAGUAAUUCUUCAAAUUGAUUCUUUUUAUUAUGUACAAGCCUGAAAUUAUUUUCCAUGUGUUCUUUGUAUUCCUGGUAUUUUCUCAAAUUAAAUUUAGGCAUCAGUUUUCCAGGUCAGGUUGAUCUCUCUUUUUAUGUUAGACUUGAAUUGUGCUCUUCCUUUACUGUGGCUUUUCUGUCAAUAAUUUAAAGUGUUCAUAUUCUUUGAGAGGAAUUCAAUAACAUGUUGAAAUUGUUUCAGACCCACAAAGUGAAUAUUUGUUUUAACAUAUGGUUAUUUUAUGAUUUAAGAAAGUUGUCAUGGUAAGGUAAUAUGGAGCACAUGGUUCAGAAUCCACAAUUAACCAGAAAAUAGCUUAGACACAUUAAAUGUGUGAACGCAUGCGCCAAAGAGACUUAAACUCCUGUUUCUACUCUAGAAUGGAAGUAUAAUUGGAUGGUUAAUAGUUAGUUUGUAGAGUCUCCUGCAAUUAUCUCAUUAUCAAGUUGCUUUAUGUUACGAAUUGUGUGUGUGUAUAUGUGUGUGUGUAUUUUUAACUUUUGGGGAAAUUUUUGGUUUCUUUGUUGUUUUUAGUUAUUUCCAUUGGGAUUUUGUGCAGCUGUCACUCUUAGGAUGUUUUGAAAUGCAGUUGAAUAGUGUGAAUUGAUGAAAUUGUCUUAAUAGCUAUUUCUAUGCUGAGAUUUUUAAAAAGUUAAUGGUUUUCCUAUAGAUACAAGAAAGGUUUAAUGAUAUAUAUCUACACACACAUAUAUAUCAUUAUAUACAUAUAUAUAAAGCUGCUAUAUAUGAAUACAGUCUAACUGGAAAGCUUUUGUUCAAUGAACACUUUCAUAUUCUAGUGGAUAAUUUGGUAUAUUUGUUGAGUUGAAUGACCUUUUAAUUAGGUUUGAGGAUGUUUGAGAUUUUUGAAUUUGGGGAAAUUUUUUUGUUUUAAUAGUGCUGUUUGUGAUAUGACAAAAGCCCUUAUUGAUAUAUUUGGGUUACAUCUUCUUAAAAUUUGUAUGUGAGUUAGCAGCAGAUUUUCUUUGUGAUAAAUGCAGGAAGCGAGGGGGAAAUCUUCUGCAGUUUACACUCCUUUAUUUAAAAUAAUGUUUAAUAAAGUAUUGCUGACAGUAACAUCCAUUCCCCAAAGAAGAGACUGCUAUAUCCCCUGACUAAUGAUUAUUUAACAUACUGGUUAGAAAUGUCACCGUUAAUGAUCACCGUUAGUCGGGGGGGCAUCGUGUAAGCUACAGAUAUGCGUGCAGUCUUUAAAUGAAGGAGGUGCAAGCAGUCAGCCCCAGGGCAUGCGUCUGUCUGUUGCCUAGAGUACGGGAAGGCCUAAAUGGUGGCUGUGUCCGUGUUUGCAGCUUGAUUAUCCUCCUUGUAGAUCUUACUGUUUACUCAACAGUGUUAGAGUGGGUUACCCAGUGUACUUUCUUAGUAUUUGCAGCAUACAUUUCCACUGCCCAAAAAAGUGUAAGGGUUUUGUUUGUGCUUUAAGUGAGAAAUAAAGAAAUAAGCUGCCCUCUAGAUCAUGUGUUUGUGAUGUAAGGAACAGGAAUAAUUUUAAAUCAAACAGUGUUGUUGGACAGAGUCUUUAGAGAACCUCUAACGAAGAUGAGGAGAGUGGGGCUGCCAUGUUCACGUGCCCAGGCUGACACUUAAAUGCCAACCAGCUUAGUUUUGUAAACGUUUUUGGUGGAUCCACUGUGUAUAGAGUGCUGUGCCGAGUGUUUUCUAUAGAAAGUACAAGGAUGACCACGAGGGGAUUCCUCCCUUGUCCACCAGGAGCUAGCAAAAUGAUCUAAAUCCUUAAAAGUUUGGGACGACAUUUUGCUUCCUGAUUCUAGUUGAGAGUUUAAGUCCUGUUUUUUCCCUCAAAUUCUGAUUUUCCCAGUUUAUCCAUCAAAUGGAAUUUCAGUAACUGAGAUAUCAUUGCUGUGACAUACUGAAGAGAAUACUAGAAUCUAAGCCAGUGACAUAGAUUUGAAUCCAGGCCUUGUCACUUGUCGACUUCUUGUUUAUGAAUGGCAAAGCAGUGCACACUUGACAGUAAAUGAUCAAUAGAUAGUCAUUAGAAUUUUUUAAUCACAUUUUGCAUUACCAGUUGAAUAUAUUGUUUUGCAAAACUCGUCUGUUUUCUUCCAUUUCCACAUUUCCCCUACAUAUAUUUUAAGAAGGAAACUAAAAAAUUUUUCGUAUAAUCUUGCUUUCUUUACCUCCACAUCUUUAUUUUUAAAAUCAGCAGAUAUUUAUCUAAGAGCACUUUUGGGAGUUGGUGGUGUGGAAAUGGCCUGGGCAAGCAGGAUUAAAUUAGGAGUGCAUUUACCAGUACUAAAAUGGGAAAGGGGUAAAGGCGGCCAGUAUUCACCCCUUUACCUUGUCCUGCUUCCUUCUAGUAGAGUCAGCCAACAUUCAUUGAGUCUCUGCUACACGUGACUUACCAUCCUUGUUUUAGGGAUGGGCAAGUGUCUCCCCCGUAGGUCCACCUUCUUCCUCCACCCUGGGAAUUGAGUUUCGUGGUGUAGUGCCAAUUCUGUAGGAAAACAGCACUGGGCUUCACUAUCUACCAAGUCCUUCCUUCCAUCGGCCAAAGAUGCAUAAGCCCUCGUUGUAGUUUGUUUGCUUGUUAACUUAAAAGGUAAUACUGUUAUUUUUAAUUUAUGUCCAUUUUAUAAUUCAGGAAGCAACAAGAUGCUAAGAGUACUUUCUGAAGUAGUCUUAAACUACUACACUCUUGGAGCCGUUAACAGAUUUUUCUCUCAUCAAGUCUUGAUCAGAAUCUCUUCAAAGACUUAUUACUUGUUUGUAAGAUGUGAAGAGUGUGGAAAGUUACUGAAGAAAUUCCAGUGCAGAGAAGUUUGGCAACACUUCGUGGGUGCCUGGGCAAAUUGCUGUUUUUUUCUCAUAAUCAGGGAUGAGAAUUUUAGUAGUUAAAGUUGACUAGUAGUUGAAUGGUCUCAGAAUUUCCCUUCAGUUCCAGUCCUUUUUAUAAAGUCUUGAAAGGACACUCUCCAGGAUAAAAAGGACAUUAUUUAGUUAAAGAUGAUAAAGUUUUUCAAAGAUGUGGUAGCAUUUUGUAGCAGAAGGAAGUGUAAAGGCAGGAGGAAAUGUCGGAGGGGUGAGGCGUAUGUGAUGAAGUUCCCACAUUGUGUGAGCACCGCCUGCCCCUUCUGUGAGGACUGUGGACCACGCUGUGUGAGGCUGUGGACUGCGUGUUUACAAAAUGCUGUGUUUCUGUAUGUGUGAGACUUAACUUACACAGAGCAUUUGGAACCGUAUUACAUUGGUGUGUGUGUGGUGGUAGGUUUGCUCUGCUAACUGGAGAAUCUCUUCAGUGUGGGCCAUACGAUGUUUCUGAGGAGGCUACUGAAGGAGUUAUCUAAAAAUGUAUUUGUGAAUUUGUUUGGGGGAAGUGAUGCUUAAUAUAUACAGUACUUUCUGUAAAUGUGGAGAUGUACCAGUUACGACUUUAUUAAAUUAGUGGAAACACCCAAAUUUCUGAGUGAACUGAGCUAUGAACCGUAACCAUCUCCUCCCGUGAGUUAGGGACUCACUUUCACAUUCAUUGCACAUUUGUUGAAUUUCUGUAAUAGCCCUUUCUUGAUUUUGAGAACUAUUUAGCAGUUUCUUAAAAAAUCUCCUUCUCCCUUCCAUACAGAUGUCAUAUGUUAUAGUUGAAACAUAUGUACAGUUUGUUGAUAGAAUCAGAAGUGCUGGUUUAGAAGAGAAUGUUCUCAACACCUUAUGGUUAUGCAGCUAUAAUCUUACUGAAAAGUAAAUACUAUAGGCAAGUCAAGAGAGCAUGAACCGCUUACAUAUUUUUUACAUUGUGUACUGCACCCGUAUAAUGUAGAUCUCCCCUCAGGGGUAACGUGACUGCCCCCUUUUGGGGGAUGUAUUUAGGUAUGUCACUGAAAUUGGAAAGCAGUGUAACAUAAAUAUAUAGGAACUAUAAUGCAUAAUCUCCAUAACUGCAACACUUUUUCUCCUAAAUAUAUUUUAUAUUGCUAAUUUCUAAAAAUCAUCACUUUUUUAGAGCCCUGUAUAAAUGAACAUUAAAUCUAUAGUACUACUGAUGAUGAAAUGUUUCCUUUGUUUUUAAAUUAUUUUUACAUCAUCACUAAUUAUCUUUGGGAAGGAACAUUUUAAAGUUUUCUCCACAGAAGCAAGAUAGCGGCACUUGUUUGAGUAGUAGAAAUGAUUUACUUUCAGUGCUGGGUGAGGUAAUAAUUGUUAACACUUUUUUAGUAUUUGUGAUACUGGAUGCAUUUACAAUGGAGGAAUUUUUUUAAACUCUGGCCCUCUCCCCAACACACAUGCAUGUGUGCACACACAAACACACAUACUUACAUGAGCCCUACCCAUUUAGAUGAUCAGUGUAAAAUUCCACAGUAUUUUUCGUUUAGGUCAUAUAACUUGGUAAAAUUCAUAUGAUUCUAACAUAAAGUAUUAACCCCUGACUCUAGUCAUUCUAGGAUGAGGGGAUCAACUUUCUUUUAAAGUUAACCAACUAAAAUGCCUCUAUUUAAAUAGCAAAAAUAUAGUUUACCUAAUAGGUAUUAAAACUCACUUUCAAGCUGUGUUAACUCUCAGACCACUGAUGAAUCAUUUAGUGAACCACAGUACCGUUUUCGAAAGCUAAAUGAUGCCUUAGUGCCUUGGAAGUUAAGAUCCUUUUGCAAAGUGAAUUUAGGGAGAUACAGGAUCAGUUCACCUGUUACUGGGGAUUCAGAGUUAGGGUCAGUGUAAUUGAAUUAACUCCUUAUGGUUUAAUAAAUAUAAAUAUCAGUUAUUUCACCAUUGACUAUGACAGAUGACAACUACUUCCAUUGCAUUUUUAUAAUGUGGCAUUUGUCUCUAUUUUUUCUUUUUCCAAGUAAGUUUGAAAUGGGGAAAAACGUAGUUGAGAUAAUUAAAUGUGAGAUUUUAAAAUUUAGUUUUGUUGUAAACUAGAGAUUCUAGUGUGAACAGUGUUAGUUUUAUAUUGUAGUCCAAGGGCAGACACUUUAUGUAACCUUUAGGAAUAUGUUUACCAUCAGGGAUUUAUUUUUACUAUAGAAAUAUUUAACGUACUGUGAAGCUUAAAGACAGGAAGAACAAACAUGGAGGGGUAACGCGCAGCCGAGGCGUCUGUGAUGAAGCACCCUGCGUCAUGUGAACACAUCCUCCCUCUGUUAAGACUUUAAACUACACUGUAUGGGUAUGUGUGCUGCAUGUUUACAUAAUACAAUUUAAUUUGGAAGGGUUAUUUAAAAAACUAUGUUUAUGUAUAAUACCUAACAAGCUGUAAAUAUUGUAUAUACUAUUGAUUUUUAAUUUUAUAUAAGCAGUUUUUUAAUUUCCCAAUUCAUGUACAAAUCUCAUUGUGUAUAUAGCAUAAUUUCCUGGAGAACACAAUUUUUGCAGUGAAUUUUAAUUAUUUUAAUUGUGGUAAGCAUCAGGUUAGCCUUAGAGAUGUUGAUCUUUAUUUUAAAUUAUUUUUCACCACUCAUUUUCUUCAAAGGGCGGCAAUAAACAUACGCAAGUUACUUUUGGUUAUAGAAAGUUGGUCCGCAAAGAUAAGAUCUAGGUUCCAAUUCAUUGCUUUCCAGAAAAGAUGCACAGUGAACAUCAUCCGCUGUCUAAUCACAGGACUGUUUCUGAGGUCCCUAUGUGUCUCUCUUCUUUGUAAUAUACAGGGUGAACUCUUCACUGAUACACACAAAACACCUGUUAAAAGUGAACCCAGCACUCAAACAUUACACAGAAUUUAUUGGAUUAAAGAUUUGUAAUAUACAGUAUUUUAAUAAAGUUUCUGUAUUCAAUUUCAUGCACUUAUAUAUAAAUAAACCUGUCUUUAAAAGCUUUA